Molecule: messenger RNA, 5954 nt
Organism: Pangasianodon hypophthalmus (striped catfish)
Lineage: Eukaryota; Metazoa; Chordata; Actinopteri; Siluriformes; Pangasiidae
Gene: slc13a5b
Product: solute carrier family 13 member 5b
Exons: 12
Biological process (GO): citrate transport; monoatomic anion transmembrane transport
Cellular component (GO): membrane
Molecular function (GO): citrate transmembrane transporter activity; succinate transmembrane transporter activity; sodium:dicarboxylate symporter activity
Source: RefSeq, a predicted model, not a curated record
CUAGAUGUUGUGAAGACAUGUUGUCUUUCUUCACCAAGGAAAGAAUUCUGCAAUCAUCCACUUGGUGUUGCUGAGCUUGCCAGUGCAUUCCUUCUUUUUUAGAAUGUACCAAAUUGUUGAUUUGGCCACUCCUAAAGUUUCUGCUAUCUCUCUGAUAGGUCUGUUUUGUUUUUUCAGUCUAAUGAUGGCCUCCUUCACUUGCAUCAACACCUCUUUGGACUACAUAUUGAGAGUUCCCAUGAACAGCUACCAAAUGUAUAUUCAACACAUAGAAUCAACUCCAGACCUUUUAUCUUUUUAAUCUGUCAUGAAAUAAUGAGGAAACAGGCCACAUCUGGCCAUGAAACUGCUCAUCAGUUACUUUUGAGCCUGUGAAAUUGGAGGUAUUAUGUAAAAAAUGGCUGUAAUUCCUAAACAGUUAGGACAUGAAGUCUAUUGUCACUCAAAUAUGCACUCUUUACAACUGUGGUGAGCAGAAAAGCAUCUCAGAAUGCACAACACAUCAAACCUUGAAGAAGACCACAUCAAGUUCCACUCCUGUCAGCCAAGAACAAGAAUCUGAGAGAACAAGAACACAAAGUGGACAGUUGAAGACUGGAAGGCCAUGUAAUUUUUUUUUCCUGAUCUUCAACUGUCCAGUUUUGGUGAAAAAUGGGCAAGCGUAAGGAUCUGAGCGACUUUGACAAGGGUCAAAUUGUGAUGGCUAGACGACUGGGUCAGAGCAUCUCCAAAAUGGCAGGUCUUGUGGGGUGUUCCUGGUAUGCAGUGGUUAGAACCUACCAAAAGAACCUACCAAGCAAGGACAUCUGGUGAACCAGCAACAGGAUCAUUGGCUCUCAAGGCUCACUGAUGCGUGUGGGGAGCAAAGGCUAGUAUGUCUGGUCCGUUCCCACAGAAGAGCUACUGUAGCACAAAUUGCUGUAAAAGUUAAUGCUGGCUAUGAUAGAAAGGUGUCAGAACACACAGUGCAUCGCAGCUUGCUGCAUAUGGGGCUGCGAAGCUGCACACUGCUCAGACUGUCCAUGCUGACCCCUGUUUGCCACCGAAAACGUCUACAGUGGCGUGUGAGCAUCAGAACUGGACCAUGGAGCAAUAGAAGAAGGUGAUCUGGUCUGAUGGCCAGGUGCGUGUGCAUCACCUACCUGGGGACAAGAUGUCUCUUGGUGUUUUGGUGCCAGAUACCACAGCACAUUUUCAGAGGUCUUGUGGAGUCCAUGCUUCGACGGGUCAGAGCUGAUUUGGUGGCACAAGGGGGACCUACACAAUAUUAGGCAGGUGGUUUUAAUGUUAUAGAUGAUCUGUGUAUAUUAGAUAUGGUAUAUUUGAUCAUUAAAGAAAAAUGUGUCCAUUUUGCUAGUUUAAACUUUGUUGACUCAUGUAUCUUUGCCAAAAAAUAAUCAGAAGACACUGAUAUUAUUGAUAUUAUUUUGAUGUCAAGAGAAUACUGAAAAUUAAUCCUUGCCACUCAGUUGUUUCAUUCACAUUUCCCACAGUCACACAAAUGAAACAGUUUUGUUCCCACACUGUUGGCAUCCACAGGAGAAGUAGAGUUCCUGGCACCUCCUAAAACUCUAUUUAACUCUUACCUCUACUUUUUUUUCAGUACGAACACUUCACAUGUCAUGUUUCACACAUUUUCACAUGUGGAAUUUUCUUAUGUAGUGCAUGUUUUCGUUUUUGUUUUUCCCCCCUAUUCUUUUAUUAUUCAUGAUAUCAUGGCACUCACAUAAUCACAUGUGAUAAACAUGGUCACAUGUGAAAUAUAGCAAAAUAAUUGUGCAUUCUUGGAUUCUGUGGGUUUUGUAAAAGCUAAAUCUGUUAAGGUGUUGUAUCUUUUCUCUUAAUAUAUAUGGUUUUCAGCUUAGAGUCUGAUUUAUUCCUUAAAUCAGUUAGGCCAUGGUGCUCUCACUGGCACUCUCGAGAUUUGAUUCCUGGCCAGGGAAUAACCCCAGCCACUGGGGUUGCACAUGACAGUGCACUCCCAGUGCCAGUCCCAAGCUUGGAUAAAAUUGGGGAGGGUUGAGUCAGGAAGAGCAAGCAGUGUAAAAAACUGUGCCAAAUCAAAUAUGCAGAACAACGAUCCACUGUGGUGACACCUAACAGGAGCAGCCGAAAGAAGAACAACAGCAUUAUUUUUCUGUAAUUUACCAGACUAUGAGCUGAAUAAUUGAUUGUGUGCUACUGAAUAGUAUUCGUUUGUUUGUUUGUUUGUUUGUUUAUGCGCCUUUUCAGGUAUGCAACACAAUAUAACUAUUUAUAAAAAAAAGGCUUUAAUGAGUAGAAAGAGCCCUGGCGCCUAGGUGGUGGAACAAACCUCCCCUGGCUGUCUGAACAGCUGGGUCACUAGCUGUCUCCAAAUGAAAACUAAAGACCUACCUUUUCACCAAGUACUUAAAUUAGCACUCUGGAAUUAAAAAUAAAUCAUUGUCUUGUGUUUCUCAUACUGUGCUAACCUCCCCAAAAGGGUUUUGAUGGUAUUCUUAGUCCCUGACCUAGUAAACUAUCUGGAGGAUGUGGUUGUUUUUUUUUUUUAACUUUAAACCACUUUUGUAAGUGGCUCUAUAUAAAGGUGUCUGCCAAAUGCCAUAAAUGUAAGUGUAAAUGUAGAGUAAUAGAAUAAACAGGCUUUGAGGUGUAGAAAGAGAAUAGUAAUAUUGUGAGAAGAAAAUGUUUUAAAAGAUUUCACAGAUCUGAAGGAAGCAACAGAAGUGCAGUCACUGUGAGAUUGGGGUAGGCCAUUCCACAGUUUGAAGACCAUUUUCUAAAGGACGUGCCACUCAUUGGUGGAUAGUCUGCUGUAAGGAUGACCGGAGAGCUUGAGAUGGAAUACAAGGAUGGAGAAGCUCACAGAGAAAGAUCUCUCUUCAUUCAUCUGGAGAUGUCGCCCAUACUGAAAUCCAUCUGGAGCUUAAAGAAUGGCAUAAUUCUUUUCUUCACGCCUCUAAUACUUCUUCCACUUCCACUGUAUGUGGGCACAACGGAGGCCAGCUGUGCUUACGUGAUCUCACUGAUGGCAGUGUACUGGUGUACAGAAGCUCUUCCUCUGGCUGUGACUUCUCUGCUGCCUGCUGUCCUCUUUCCUCUGUUCGGCAUCAUGAAGUCAAAACAGGUGUCUCAAUAUUAAGGCUCCAUGUUUAGGCUCUAAUCUGAAGUUUCUGCACAUCACUGGUUUAUUAUCUAAGUAUCACAUUAAUCUGAUUCUUCUUUUCCAUUGAAUUAUGGCUGUUAAAUUAACUGUACUGUUUAUUCUCCUGUCGUUCUCCAGGUGUGCAUUCAAUAUUUAAAGGACACUAAUAUGUUGUUUGUGAGUGGCCUAAUGGUGGCAGUAGCUGUCGAGCACUGGAACCUGCACAAGCGCAUUGCUCUCCGAGUGCUGCUCCUCGUUGGAGUGCGUCCAGCACUGCUAAUGCUAGGUUUCAUGGCUGUUACAUCUUUCCUCUCCAUGUGGAUCAGUAACACCGCCACCACAGCUAUGAUGGUUCCCAUAGUGCAGGCGGUCCUGGAACAACUGAACAACCAGGAAAUCGAUACAGUCCCACUCAGCUCCUGCAUGGAGCCCAACCAGGCAACAGACACACAAAACAAUGAGUCGGCUAAACAAAAAGACGGGCAAGCAGUGGUGUUAAGUGGUCUGAACAUGUCAACUGAAGCUACCAGGCAUCAAGAUGCAGCAGAGAGAAAACGGAUAUGUAAAGGCAUGACGUUGUGUGUGUGCUAUGCUGCCAGCAUCGGGGGAACAGCCACGCUCACAGGCACAGGCCCUAACCUGGUACUCAAGGGACAAAUGAAUCAAUUGUUUCCACAGAAUGGUGAUGUCAUCAAUUUUGCAUCCUGGUUUGGCUUUGCAUUUCCAAACAUGAUCCUGAUGCUAGCUUUAGCCUGGCUGUGGCUGCAGUUUCUUUUCAUGGGAUUCAACUUCAGGAAGACAUGGGGCUGCAAGGGAGUGCAGACAGAGAAAGACAUUGCGGCGUAUAAUGUGAUCCGAGAGCAGCACCGGCUGCUUGGACCUAUGACAUAUGGAGAGUUCAGUGUGUUGGCUCUCUUCAUUCUACUUGUGGUCCUGUGGUUCACCCGGGAUCCCGGCUUUGUGGCUGGCUGGGCCACACACACGUUCAACUCAGAAGCUGAGUAUGUGACAGAUGCCACAGUGGCAGUUCUCAUCGCUGUGCUUCUUUUCAUUCUGCCAUCAACACCACCGAUGUUCUGUUGCUGGCCACCCUCUAGUCCUGGUCCAGCUCUGCUUACAUGGAAGGUAGCUCAGAGGAAAAUGCCCUGGAACAUAGUUCUGCUCCUUGGAGGAGGAUUUGCACUGGCCAAAGGGAGUGAGGAAUCAGGUCUGUCCAGAUGGAUGGGUAAUCAGCUAACACCUCUGCAUAGUAUUCCUCCUUGGGCCAUUGCCAUUGUCCUCUGUCUCCUGAUAUCCAUUUUCACUGAGUGCACCAGCAAUGUGGCCACCGCUACCCUCUUCCUCCCUGUCCUGGCCUCUAUGUCACACUCCAUUGGAAUGAACCCCCUGUAUGUCAUGGUGCCCUGCACACUCAGCGCCUCUUUUGCCUUCAUGUUACCCGUGGCAACACCUCCCAAUGCUAUCGUAUUCUCCUAUGGCUACCUCAAGGUUUCAGACAUGGCAAAGGCCGGGAUAAUGAUGAACAUUAUAGGGAUCUUCUGCAUCACAUUGUCCAUCAACACCUGGGGAAAGGCAAUGUUCCAUUUGGACUCUUUCCCUACAUGGGCCAACAGCACAGGCUUGUGAAAGCCAUGACAGACACAAGUUACGAAACACAGCAAACUAAUACCAGUACACAAAUCAUGCACCAUGACAGAGCCCAAACGUGAAUUUUUUUCAUACUCCAUCUACAGCUCCUGUUAUUAACACAAAUGGCCUGAUUCACUAAGUCUGCAUGCUUUCAUCUUCAUGGGAUUGUAUAUUUCAGAAUUCAAAGUCCAAGUCAUUGAUGCCAGGGUUUGAUUAGUGUUUCUAUAAAUAUAAUGCAUAUUUAAGGUAGAUAUUAAAUGUAUAUAAACAUUUGGAAAGAAAACAGUCAUUAAAUCUCAGUCUAUGUGUCACCAGGGAAGUGCAAUUAUAAUUAUGAGUCUCGUGUUUACUAAGUUGAGGAUUUUUUUUAGACUAAGAUUCACGUGCCAGCAUUCCCAACACCUCCUGCUGUGCUAAUGUUGUAGAAAUUCUUAUGUUUGUCUCUUUUAGUUUAAUAUUAUUAAUCAUAUUUAUUAAUACACAAAAGUGGAGCUUACAUUUAGUAAAAUUCAGUUUAUAAUAUUUUAUUGUUCACACUGUUAAGGAGAUUUUAGUACUCUAAGUUUAUAUUGGUUGCAGUGUAGUUAGAACUCCCAAUGAGGACACUUUUUUCUUGCCAGUUUGAAUGAACCCAGUGCUCAUCAUUACCAUCAACAUAUUUCCCUAAGCAGCCUAACAAUUAUGGACACCGUGGAUCAUGGAAUUCUAGUAGUCUGUGUGUUUCUUACUCAAAACACUGUGUGCUAUUUUUAUGUGCUGUAUGAAAUUUUAUACUGUUUUAUACCUGUACAAAUAAAAUCUGAAGGGUAUUUAUUUUGUAUAGUAGACCCUACCAAGGUCUCACCUUAUAACGUGACCUGUGUUGUCAGGGUCAAUAUGUUUGUAAAAAAAAAAAAAAAAAAAAAAACUUUAUAAGUUUAUGCCUGAUUGAAAUUUGAUUUUAAGUCUUGUAGGUUUUUGUGCAAUUUAAGUUUAUUUAUUAAAACUUUGGAUUUAUUCACAAAAAAACAUAUUGUAAAAUUUAGUCAAUUUUAAAAGAAAAAAAUCACUGCAAUAAAAACUAGUUUCAGUGAUUCGUGACUGGCACUUUAAAGUGAUGCACUAAGUCGAGUAUGUAAAAGAAAUGUGGCUUUCCAUUUCUGUUGGAGAACAGAUGCAAGUAGAAAUGCAAGAACUUUAAUAAAAACAGAUAGCUUAA